This is a messenger RNA of Triticum turgidum subsp. durum (durum wheat), 852 nucleotides long. The record is from the annotation of a GenBank genome assembly. Lineage: Eukaryota; Viridiplantae; Streptophyta; Magnoliopsida; Poales; Poaceae.
AUGGAGAGAGAGGACAGUUGCCUGUAUUCCAUGAGCUAUGGAAGAGAGUCUUCAUACUCUGUUGGCAAGAUAGUAACUGAUAGACUGACCCUUGGGCCCAAUGAUGAAGCAGUUAUCGCUGGGUUUGUUUUCGGCUGCAGCUUAGGCACCAAUUACAACAAGCUUGAAGCCGGAAUCAUGGGGUUUGGCGCAGAGGCCUUCUCCUUCUUCAUGCAAGUGUCCCACUUCGUUGGAUACGAGGCUUUCAGCUACUGUUUCUCAAGUGACAGGCAGAAGCAAGGGUAUUUGUCAAUUGGAAACUAUAGCCGCACCAGCUCUUCCUAUUCAACACCAAUGUUCGUGGCGACGCCCCGGCCGGUGUUUUCUAAACUGCCCAGAUCCAUGUACUCUUUGCAGCUGAAUUCAUUGUCCGUCAACGGAAUCACCCUGCACUCAGACCCCUACGAGAUGACCGUUGACAGUGGGACAGAGAUGACCUUGUUGCUGUCGGAUACGUUCGAUGAGCUAGACAAUGCAGUGACCCAAGCCGUGGAGCCUCUUGGGUAUAUGCGGACCCGUUCUACCAUCUGGAGCGACAAUCAUAUUUGCUUCGAGGACAAGGAUUUCACACCUUUCAAGAAUUGGUCCGCCCUGCCGGUGGUGGAGCUGUUAUUUGGAUCAGGCGCAAAGCUAAGGGUGCCGCCCCAAAGCGCCUUCUACAAUGACGGGGGUCACGGCCUGUGCAUGUACUUUGUGCGGGAUGCAUUUUUUGUCAAGGGCAUGCAGAUUCUGGGGAACACGGUAACGCAAUCGAUUGGGAUCACGUUCGACAUCCAAAGCGAACAAUUUGUGUUUCGGGAAGGAGAGUGCUGA